AUGGAGGCCCUGCAGCGGCAGCAGGCGGCCCGGCUGGCUCGGGGGGUGGGGCCAUUGGCCCCUCCCCGCCUUCCACCCCCAAGGCCUCCUCUGCCUGGACCCCAGACCCUGCAGGCCCCUGAGGGGGCCUUGGGUGAGGUUGGGGCUGAAGAGGAGGAUGCUGAAGAGGAGGAGGAGGAAGGGGAGGAAGCUGGUGCAGAGGUGGCGGAAGCAGAGAAGAACCGUCCAGGGCCUGGGGACCCCAGCUCACCUGCCAGUCAGCUCCCUGGACCCCAUCCCCAUGAGUGGACAUAUGAGGAACAGUUCAAGCAGCUGUACGAACUUGAUGCAGAUCCCAAAAGGAAGGAAUUUCUGGAUGACCUGUUUAGCUUCAUGCAGAAGAGGGGGACGCCAGUGAACCGCGUACCCAUCAUGGCGAAGCAGGUUUUGGACCUGUACGCUCUGUUUCGCCUAGUGACGGCAAAGGGCGGUCUAGUAGAAGUCAUCAACCGCAAGGUGUGGCGGGAGGUCACAAGAGGUCUCAGUCUACCUACCACCAUCACUUCAGCCGCCUUCACUCUCCGCACUCAAUACAUGAAGUACCUGUACCCGUACGAGUGCGAGACGCGAGCGCUCAGCUCACCCGGGGAGCUCCAGGCCGCUAUCGACAGCAACCGGCGCGAGGGCCGUCGCCAGGCUUACAGUGCCGCGCCACUCUUCGGCUUGGCAGGGCCGCCCCCUCGGGGAGCUCUGGGCCCCGCCUCAGGGCCUGUCCCUGUCCCGCCCGCGCCCCCGCCGGGUCCCGGCCCCUCCCAGAGCUCCACCCCCGGCCUGCCUGUGCACGCGUGCGCCCAGCUGAGCCCGAGCCCCAUUAAGAAAGAGGAGAGCGGAAUUCCCACCCCUCAUGUGGCAUUGCCUGUGGGUCUGGCCCUGGGACCUGUACGGGAGAAGUUGACACCAGAGGAGCCCCCUGAGAAGAGGGCUGUACUGAUGGGCCCCAUGGACCCACCUCGCCCUGGCGCACCCCCCAGUUUCCUGCCUCGUGGCAAGGUUCCCUUGAGGGAAGAGCGGCUGGAUGGGCCUCUCAGUCUGGCGGGCAGUGGCAUCAGCAGUAUCAACAUGGCCCUAGAGAUCAACGGGGUGGUCUACACUGGUGUCCUCUUUGCCCGCCGUCAGCCUGUGCCAGCUUCACAGGGCCCAGCCAACCCUGCACCCCCACCCCCUACAAGGCCCCCUUUCAGCGCCUUGCCCUGA
Molecule: messenger RNA, 1233 nt
Organism: Chrysochloris asiatica (Cape golden mole)
Lineage: Eukaryota; Metazoa; Chordata; Mammalia; Afrosoricida; Chrysochloridae
Gene: ARID3C
Product: AT rich interactive domain 3C (BRIGHT-like)
Exons: 7
Coding region: 1-1233 (410 amino acids)
Biological process (GO): regulation of transcription by RNA polymerase II
Cellular component (GO): nucleus
Molecular function (GO): DNA binding
Source: RefSeq, a predicted model, not a curated record